This is a messenger RNA of Eleginops maclovinus (Patagonian blennie), 6607 nucleotides long. RefSeq lists its product as uncharacterized. Bases 1119 to 5828 code for a protein of 1569 amino acids. NCBI's taxonomy places the organism in Eukaryota, Metazoa, Chordata, Actinopteri, Perciformes, Eleginopidae. The transcript has 2 exons. The record is from RefSeq and is a predicted model, not a curated record.
UUUUGCAAAUUAAGCAUUUGUUCUCUAAAUUCUAAGACGGGAAAAACCCAGGUGAAUAGGGAAAAAUAUUCAAAAAGAGACCACCAUGAAACGUACCAAGUUGAAUAUUUAGAUCAGUACAUAGCAUGGUCAGUCCCAUCGCUGAGGACCCUUUGCCUGAGGUGAAUUAACAGCAAAGAGGAUCGUAACAGUUUCACACGCUUUGGUAAGUUUCCUGCUUUUUGAUUUUUUUAGACAAAAAAUGUCAAUAUUCCUUAGUUAUUGAUUGAGCUUGUUAACCCUAUUUAUCCAAAAUGAUACUUUUUCAACCAUAGUGGGUCAAAAUUGUGUAUUUCAAUGAUAUUGAGAUGGCUAGCAACUGGGAGAAAACUAGCUAACAGUUAGCUAACAGUUUUGGAGGGGAAAAAAACAGCUAGCUAGUUUUUUUUUCUUCCAGUUGUGCCCUAAAGAUGACCACCUCUGUUGAUACAAGUUUAUUUCUUAUAAUUCCAACCCAAACAUAGCCCUGUGGCAGCAUAAAUCCCCCUACUUUCUAGCUAGCUAGCUAGCUAACAAGCUAUCAUAGGGCAAUGGAUGCUGGGGAGUGACUGCUGUGACAGGGCUAGAUUUGGGGGGAGGAAUUAUCAAAAAUACAUGUGUCAACAGAGGUGGUAUAUCCUCAAAGGGCCAUACCAGUUAUGAAACAUUCAUGUAACAUUAGGGGUGGGAGAAAAAAUCGAUUCACAUAUACAUCACGAUAUCUUUUUUGACGAUUUUUAAAUAGAUCUUUUUCUUCUUUAUUGUGCAAUGUGCAUUUGUUCGCCUUUUUUACAUACAGAGAGUACAGGUUUUGAAAAGGGUUUAAGUUCACUUUAUAAUGGAGUAUGUUAAUUUGGCUCCUACAGUAUUUGUGUGCAGAUAAAUGUUAAAAAUGCAGACUAAAAAUCGAGAGAAUCGGCAAUAUCGUAGAAUCGUAAUUUAAAUCGAAUCGCCAUCCAAAAAAAUCGUAGAAGAAUCGAAUCGGGAGAAAAGCAUAUCGUCCCAGCCCUAUGUAACAUUUCUUCAUUUUCCAAUCUACAGCUGGGAUGGAGCCAUUCAAAAGGAGGCUUUCACAUGUCUGAAGCAUUGGGAGUCUUCAAAUGGAUCCAAUAACAAACCUGGGAACAGAAGAUGUCUGCCUUUUUUGUUUAAGCAACAAGGGGAGUCUUAGUAAUGCAUCUGACCAAGGAUUGGCAAAAGCUAGGCAUGCUGCCAGAACCAGGAGAAAUCUAAAUGACUCAAAGAACAGUGUUUUGAUUGAUCGUGUUGAAGAUGUAUUGGACUCCACUGCAGCCCAGAGUGUUGUAUGGCAUAAAAUGUGCUAUUCCCACUUCACUGAUAAAAGCAAAUUAGAACGUUUGCAAAAGACAGUGGGUUCUGAACAUGCAGGUAGCAGCAGACAAACUGCACAAGAACAUGCCUCUGAACUUGCAGGUAACAGCAGACAAACAGCACAAGCACAUGACUCUGAACGUGCAGGUAGCAGCAGACAAACGGCAGAAGCACAGCCUUGCAGUAGCAGGCGUUCACUGCGAAUGCAAAUGGAUCCAGUAGAUUGGAGUUUAUGCCUGUUCUGCCAAACAGAUGUUUUGAAGAAACCAUUGAGAUCAGUAAUGACAACAAAACUGAGUGAUCAAAUUAUUCAAGCUUCUUCUUUAGACCAUAACAUUUAUGUUCGGCUGGCUGGAGUGAUUGAUCUAAUUGCAGCUGAGGCAAAAUAUCACUUACCAUGUUUAAGAGCAUUCAUCAGAUCUACGGACAAGACAAAGCAGGCAAUACAAGAACACUCUGGAAACUCAGACUACCCAGACCUUGCGAUGACAUGGCUAUGCAAAGAGCUGCAAGGGGCAGCAGAUAAAGGACAUGUACUUCUUCUCGAUGAUGUCUGGGAACGGUAUAAGGUACUCAGUGAAAAAUCAUCAACCACAAUUCCACUCUCUUACUGCAGUAGAAGGGCAACAUUUCGUGAAAAGUUGCAGUCACAGCUGGGUGACAUCUUCAACUUUUUUCAACCUCUUGAUAGGUGUCCAUCCGAGCGAAAAACCAUACUAAUUCCGACAAAGUACGCAAAUACGGUGGCAAAUACAGCAGUGUUGGAAAUGAUGGAUGAGGAUGAGAGUGAGAAAACAUUGCCUCAGUAUGUGCCUACAGAUGACAGUUUCUUAUCACUUGUACAUGUAGCGCUGAAAAUUCAUCAAGAGUUGAUAGAAACCCCAGGCCAUAAAGGUUUCUCUGUAAGUGAGGAUGACGCUAUUGCAUGUGUCCCAGAUAGUUUAUAUAUGCUACUGAGACUAAUCGUUGGUGGUCAAGAGGCAUUUGAAAAUGACAAUUCUGAAAAGAAUGAAGACCUUCUCCGUAGAAAAGUGCUGAGCAUAGCACAGGACCUGAUCUACUGUGUCAGUCGCGGCAGAAAAUGGACACCUAAACAUAUCGGACUGGCUACUACACUACAUCAGGCUACACGAUCAAAACAGCUGGUAGAGUUAUUCAACAAGGCCGGCCACUGUUUGAACUAUGAGCAGGUGAUGAAGGUAGACAAUGCCUUAGCUGAGAGUACCUUAAAAUCUAUGGACCCAGCAACCGGUGCCAUUAUUCCACCAAACAUGGUAGCAAAUCGAUUCAUCCACUUCACUGCUGACAACAUUGACAUCCUUGAUGAGUCCUUAGAUGGAAAGAACACCUUUCAUGCAACCCAAAUGGCAGCCUGGCAACGGGGAAAAAAAGAUAUAGAACUUGACAUGCUGAAGCCCUCCACUAGCCGUACACUGGUUGUGCCAGAUGUCCUGGAGAACCUGCACCACGUCAAUGUACAUUCUGCCACAAGCAAGCCAGUAUUCACAUCACAUGUUAACAAGACCUGGUUUACCAGACCUAAAGGAGACAGUGAGUGUGUGAAACAAGCACAAGCAACAGACAUGGCUUUCUUCCUGCGACGUCAGGAUUCUGAACCCAAACCUUCUUGGACCGUUUUCAAUCAGUCAGUCUCGUCAAAGGAACCAGAGCAGACAGCAGUAGGAUAUUUGCCAAUAGUCCUUGCUCCAGCUCAUGAGUAUGAUACGCUCAAUACAGUUGUGAAGAGGUGCAUGGCAAUAUCAUCACAUUUUGGCCAGGAGCAUACAGUCAUAACAGUGGACCAAGCUCUUUACUGCAAGCUCAUGGAACUGAAGUGGUGUGUUGAGGAAUAUCAGGGCAAGUUAAUCCCUCGGCUUGGUGGACUUCAUAUUGCAAUGAACUUCCUAAAGACUAUCGGAGAUCACAUGGCUGGGUCUGGUCUAGCUGAAGUGUGGCUGGAGAGUGGAUUGCUGGGGGAGGGUGCUGUCAUGCUUGUCAUGUCAGGGAAAGCAUACAACAAGGGUAUGAGAGCUCACAAACUGACCUUGCAGGCCCUAUGGCAGCUUUUGUUGCCAACAUUCCUCGCGUUUGCUGCAGAAUCAAACAAGGAAUGCCAUGAUGAGAUCUCUGCUAUGGCUGCUGAUGAAAAUCCUGAAAUGAUUCCUCAGUUGAUAACAUAUCUGAAGCAGGAACAGUUUGACAGUCUCCUCAAAGAUUUCAUCGCAAGUAAAUCUGAAGAUGUCAACUUUGUCUUCUGGUGGAACUACAUGGAUAUGGUCUCAACACUGUUGCAGUUUACACGAGCUCAGCGUGAUGGACUCUGGGAGCUUCAUCUUCACUCCUUCAGCUGGAUGUUGCCGUACUUCAUGCGAUAUGACCACCUGAACUAUGCAAGAUGGGGGCCAGUGUAUAUUGCUGAGAUGCACCAACUCCCAGAACCUGUACUAUCUGAGUUCCAAAGAGGCAACUUUGUUGUGAAGCGGUCCGAUCAACGAUUCAACCAGGUCGAUCCAGACCAAGCAAUGGAGUGGAUCAACGGAACAGGGAAAAAAGGAGGGGGGAUCAUUGGCAUUACUAAGACACCUUCAGCCCUUUCCAGAUGGACACUCUCCUACAACAUGAGGUCCCAUGUAGCAGAAGAGACACAUUUGAUGUUCAGCAACACACCUGAGAAAACCUACGUCCACAAUGAAGCUACCAAAUCCCGUGAAAAGAGAGACAACAGAGACGAAAUGGCAUUGGUUUUAGUCUUCAAAGGGUUCAAGGUGUUUGAUUCAGUCUCCUCAGGCUCAUUGCAAAAUCUCGCCACGAAAGACGUUGCCACAGAGGCUAUCCAAAGCUCAUUACUUUCUGCCAAAGACCUAGGACAAGAAAAAGUGAAUUCAUUCAUUGAGAAAAGGAUGAUUGUUCCUGAGGACAAAGAUAAACCAGAGGUCCCAAUCCAUGCAACCCUACAUAAGAGCAAAGCUAAAACAUUUGCAUCUCUGUAUGAAGUGGCCAAAAAUCCUAAAAUCAAAGACAACAGAACUGUCAUAAAGGCUGACCGAAACAUUCUCAAACGCCUUGUUACGGCCUAUGAGGCAGGUCGUCCAGUUGACUUACCAGCUGUCCUAAAACACGAGCUUCUGCCAGUUCCCAUAUCCCUUGCUGAAAUGAAUGGGACACUUCGCACUGGAAACAAGUCUGUAUUAGUAAAUAAGUUAACUGAAGACAUAGUCUGUCCUGAGGCUAUUGAACUUCCCGACAUGUCAUCUUGUCUCAUCAUAGAUGGACAGGCACUUGUGGUUGCCCUUGGAAAGCCAGACAAAGCAGUAACAUUUGGGGAUCUGGCCGACACAUUUGUCAGAGCAGUGUUGAAAGCAGGAUGUUACUAUAAAAGGAUAGACGUUGUGUUUGACAGAUACAGAGAAGAGACCAUCAAGGGUGCUACCAGGACACGACGCACAAAAGCAGCUCAACCAAUCAGACGACUUGUUGAGGGUCGUGAUGUGCCUCUUCCAAAAAACUGGACCAAUUUCCUGUCCCUCCCUGACAACAAAGCUGAUCUUGCCAAUCUACUCUCUGAAGAACUAUGUGCUCAGGCACCGGAUGAUAAAGAGAUAGUAGUUGCUGGUGGGUUCAGAGACGAAGAGACGGAGGUUAGGUCAUCAAAAGCAACAACCAACCUGACUCAUCUGAGAGCCACACACGAAGAGGCAGAUACCCGAUUGGUAUUACAUGCAGUGCACUGCCAGUCAGACACAGUAGUCGUGUCAUCUAGAGACACUGAUGUACUUGUGAUUCUCGUUUCCCAUUUCCCACACGUAGCAUGUAAAAAACUCUGGCUGUUGUCUGGUACCACAAGGAAGCCACAAUAUAUACCAAUUGAUGCUGUUUUUAACAAACUGCCAAAGGAUUCAGCACCAAGCCUUGUAGCAUUUCAUGCACUAACUGGUUGUGAUACCACAUCAUACAUUGCAAGUCACACCAAAAGUACAUCAUGGAAAGUCUGGAAAAUGCACCAUCAAUUGCUCAGCAACCUCGGAAUUGGUGAUCUCACGGAGGAGACUCAAAGAUCUUCAGAGGCUUUUGUCUGCAGAAUAUAUGAUGUGCAUAAAACAGACUCUGUUGAUGCAGCAAGGCAUAUACUUUUCUCCAGGACAGGUAAACCAGAAGCAAUGCCGCCUACAAGCGAUGCGCUCCACUUCCAUCUGCUGAGAGUACACUACCAGGCAAUGGUUUGGAGAAAUGCUCACUAUGCCACACCUGAGCUUCCUUCACCCUUGGACAUGGGAUGGAAAGAUGGUGAUUCAGGACUACAGCCCAUUCUUAUGUCACAGAACCCAAUACCUGAAAGUUGCCUGGAAAUGAUCAGGUGUGCCUGUAAAAAACAAUGCACAACACGCCAGUGCAAAUGCCGAAAAUCGGGGCUGUUAUGCACUGCAAUGUGUACAUGUCAGAGUGAUGACCAAUGUCCUUGUUUAAAUGUGGAGUUGUAGUCCUCAAGCAUACCAAGGCAAUGGGUAACCAAAGAACUUGGAAAAGGACUGCAGAAAGAAAUACUAAUCAAAAUGAAAUUCCAAAGACAAAUGGCACACAAGCAAACUAGAAAGGUAUAAAAACAAUUUACCAAAACAAGUGACCUAUGGAACUUACAGAAGACAGAUGAAAGCAAAGCAAUUCAGCUAGAAACAUGAAAGAAAAUAUACAGAAACAAGAUGUGAUCUGUAGAACUGUUCAAGGGAAGUUUCAUGUUUUUUUUUUCCCUAUUCACUUGGGUUUUUCGAUGUUUGAAUUAAGAGCAUUAUGCUUUGUUUGCAUAAAAAAAUGAAUUCUCAGACAACUUGCAAUGGUGUUUUUCUUAGUUAUUAUGUAAUAUGGAAUACAUCACAUAUCAUAUAUACACUGGGAACAUUUAAGAGUGAUAUUGACUGAAUAUUUAUGUCGGCCUUAAAAAAUGACACAAAUAAUGCUUAAUUUCACCUUAAAAGUUGGUAUUUUGCAUAUAUAUAUACAUAAAAAAGGCACUGAGCCUCCACUAUAUCCUUGCUCUGACCCCAGACUAUAGAUCUAGACACUUAAUUCAUCAUCUUUGAUUGCCUACUUACAAAAAAACUUGGGGAAAAUGGUCCAACGACUGAGCAAGAUAGGGAGUUUGGCGGCCAUUUUGAUAUGCAAAUUAGAAGGUCAAAAACUCAAAAUUUCGCUCGGGUACCGGUUUUUUUGGAUUCAGCACCCUUGAAAUAUGUAAAGUAGGCCGGUUCCCAACUUGUACCCA